UUCGUCUCCUGAAUCUGAGGCGGAGUGAGCCCUCCUGCUCCCGGUGCUCUGACAGCUGCUCUCUGGGUAACGGAAGACAUUUUGAGCCGCUGCAGUCGGUCCGGUUCGUUAUUGAAGUGUCAGCCUGCAGUCCGGGCUGACGUGCUGGAGUUCGGUGUCCGCUGAGCUGCAGUCGGUACCGAACCGUCCGUUUGUAGUUCGCCCGGCGGAUGUAGCACAGCUAGCUUAGCUCGCAGCCUCCGGAGCUAGCACACAUAGAUGCUAGUUAGUUAGCGGCAGCUAGCUGGCCUCCUCCUCCUCCUCCUCCUCCUCCUCCUCCACCGCCACCUCCACCUCCUUCUCCUCGACAGCCGGUCCCUCCACGCAGACACAAUGGCUUUAAAACGGAUUUCCAAGGAGCUCACUGAUCUGUCCAGAGAUCCUCCGGCUCAGUGCUCAGCUGGACCUGUCGGUGAAGACAUGUUUCAUUGGCAGGCGACCAUCAUGGGACCUCCGGACAGUCCCUAUCAGGGCGGUGUGUUUUUCCUGACGAUCCACUUCCCCACAGAUUAUCCCUUCAAACCACCCAAGGUCGCCUUCACAACAAGAAUUUAUCACCCAAAUAUAAACAGUAACGGCAGCAUCUGUCUGGAUAUAUUGAGGUCACAGUGGUCUCCAGCAUUAACCAUCUCUAAAGUCCUUUUGUCCAUUUGUUCUCUGUUAUGUGACCCGAACCCGGACGACCCGUUAGUGCCAGAGAUCGCCCGCAUCUACAAAACAGACCCUGUUAGGUAUAACAGGCUAGCGAGGGAGUGGACAGAGAAGUAUGCCAUGCUGUGAGGUCAGAGGUACAACAAGACAGCUCAGGACUGGACUCAGAAAUACGCCAUGUGAUCGGCCUCGUCGUCACAGCUGAACAAACUGUUUGAUUUUCUCAUGUGGCCACGCCCCCUCCUGUCAUCAGCCAAUAGCGGCAAUUUGUUCACGUUUCUUUUGGGCGACUUGAAAUGCUUUUAAAUUUUCCCUUUUCUGCUUCCUGAACGAAACAAACCAGAGAAGAAGAAGGCUGGAGGACUCUGAGCUGUGAACGUGCCAAUUGAAACCACCACAGAAGAAGAGUCUGUUACAGAUAAAUAAUCAUUAAUGCAUGUCAGUGAUUGGUUCAUGUGCUGCUGAGAUUUUUAAAGUCAGAAAAAAAGAAGUUUUGGUUUUAUUCUGUUUUUGUUGUUUUUGUUAUUUUUGACUUUUUGUUUUAGACGAGAGCCGUUAGUUCAUCCAUCAUCCAACACUGUUCUCCUCUUUUUGCACUGAAGAUGAAACUCCGAGCUCUCAACGGCUGAUCGAUCAACUAAUCGCUCUGUGAUGUUUUUUUCUCAAUAAAGUUGAACAAAUUGCA
Larimichthys crocea (large yellow croaker) is the source of this 1375-nucleotide messenger RNA. RefSeq names its product ubiquitin-conjugating enzyme E2D 2 (UBC4/5 homolog, yeast), like (gene ube2d2l). The transcript is spliced from 8 exons. The record is from RefSeq and is a predicted model, not a curated record. NCBI's taxonomy places the organism in Eukaryota, Metazoa, Chordata, Actinopteri, Sciaenidae. The coding region runs from base 373 to 819 and encodes 148 amino acids.